CGUUCGGGCCGAAACAAAGCUGAGCCCUAAAUGUCCCCGUCACCCGCUCCCCCACUAUAAAGGGACAGGCGCUACCGCCGUCUCUCUCCCGCUCGAGCAGAAACCUAGUGAGGCCUUCGGUGAACCUCCGAGCUCCGACUCGCUGCAUUGCAAAGCGAAAUUGCUCUGCCGAAGUAUAGGUUCAGCUGCAGCUUGACAAUGGUGCUUCCCAGUACGUGCUGCUGCUUCUCCAAUUCAUUGCCCACGCACGUCCCCUCCCAAGGGUGGUUUCUUCCAAGGAAGCAGCUCCCGAGGAUCGGUCCUCAACCAGCUGCGAAUCUGCAUUCCUCCAACAGGUUGGCAUUUCAUAGACUGUCACUGAGGGCAACAACCUCCGAGGACGCGUCUAGUGGGGCGAACCAGUAUGUCGGUGAAGACCGUGACACCAUCACUGCAAGUGCAGUCGAAGUGGACGUGGAAGAGAAGCCAGCAGCCCCGCAGAAUUCGUUUGCUGAAGGCUUCUCACCGGCAGCAUCCAAUGAGGAGCCACCGCCCCCUGAUGGGCAGGCACAGUCAUUUGAGUUGUUGGAGAACAUCGACUUAAAGUUUGAUUCUGAAGACACCCUCUCUAUUGCUCUAUAUGGUAGCGGCGCUCUGGUGGCCCUAUGGUUAGCAUCAGCUGUUGUUGGGGCAAUCGAUUCUAUUCCUCUGUUGCCUAAGCUAUUGGAGGUGGUUGGUCUGGGAUACACUGUGUGGUUCACAUGGCGCUACCUGAUUUUCAAGAAAAACAGAGAGGAAUUUUUAGCGAAAAUCAGCGAGCUGAAGCAGGAGGUUCUUGGCUCAAAGGAUGACUGACGAUGCCAGAGAGAUUUUGCAUGAACGGUGUCUGCCUUGUGUAAUCAAAUCAUUCUGUAGAGAUUAUAGUUUCGCUCUGCUCCCUGGGCAAGCAUAAUCCUGUUGAUAAUAGAUGAGAAAUAUGUGUGGAUGAAAUUUAUGUGCUUUCGGGCUAUCUACUUAACGCUAAUUCACAGUUUGGGGAGAAAUGGGAGGACUCAGAAAAAGUAGAACGCAGCAAAUUGCCUAUGCUGUGAGCUCGGUUCUUCUUUACAAUGUCGAUGCAUUCGUUGGGUUACAAAAAUUCUCGACAUAGUUGAGGUUUUGUCCAA
Punica granatum (pomegranate) is the source of this 1145-nucleotide messenger RNA. The record is from RefSeq and is a predicted model, not a curated record. NCBI's taxonomy places the organism in Eukaryota, Viridiplantae, Streptophyta, Magnoliopsida, Myrtales, Lythraceae.